This is a messenger RNA of Symbiodinium sp. CCMP2592, 8106 nucleotides long. Lineage: Eukaryota; Dinophyceae; Suessiales; Symbiodiniaceae. The record is from the annotation of a GenBank genome assembly.
AUGUCGCAUCCCUUCCCGUGUUCCGAUGACGGAUCGAUAGCAGGCGACUCUGAUCCUUUUGAAUACGAGGACCAGGAUGAUAUGGAAAUCCAGUCCGUCAAUGACGAGGAGGACGAUCAGAUGCACAUCGAGCCGCCAGAAGUGCGGAAAGCUCCUUAUACUAUCAUGAACCGAGGAGAGAUAGAACUCCGACAGAAGAGUGUCAUUAGCGAGGCUUCGGAGCUCCUGCAAGUGUCCGCUGAGGACGGCUUCGUGCUUCUCCGAGAAUACCGCUGGGACCUGCUAAGGUUGCAGGAGGCGUGGUUUGACAAUGACCAGAAGGUGCGAAAUCGUUGCGGAUUGAGCACCUCUUGUCCGUCGCCUGCACCAUCUUCCGUAAAGUCAGGCCCCAAGACAUGCUCCAUCUGCAUGUCUGCCAUCGACGACUUGAUAGCUCUGGACUGCGCGCACGGCUUUUGUGCAGAAUGCUGGAGGGGCUAUCUCCAAACGCAGGUGGACGACGGAAAGUCUGCGGUGCAGACACGUUGCCCGCAGCACAAGUGCAAUCGGAUAGUUCCGACAUCCUUCUUCGGGCGCUUUUGCGACGAAGAGCGGCAGAAGAAGUACCAGGAGUGGUGCUUACGGACCUACGUGGACGAGAACGCUGCUGUGAAGUGGUGUACCAAUCCAGUAGGCUGUCACUACGCCUGUGAAUAUCCAGGCGUUGAGAUUGUUGACGUUCAGUGCAACUGCAGCUUCAUUUGGUGCUGGGGUUGUGGCGAAGAGGCUCACAAGCCGGCCAGCUGCCAGACCGUCAACCAGUGGAACGUGAAGAACUCUGCGGAGUCAGAGAACAUCAGCUGGAUUCGGGCGCACACAAAGAAGUGCCCCAAGUGCCACAAGCCCAUCGAGAAGAACCAGGGCUGCAACCACAUGGUGUGCUCGAAGGCGGGCGGCUGUGGCCACGAAUUCUGCUGGCUCUGCCUGGGCGAUUGGUCUACUCAUGGCACGUCCACCGGAGGGUAUUACCAGUGCAACAUCUACGACAAGCAGUCAAAGGAGGGAAAACAUGCCGACGAGGAGCGGUCCAGGCUGAAAGCCAAGCAUGCCCUCGACAAGUACAUGUUCUAUUUUGAGCGAUUUAUGGACCACGACCGUGGCAUGAAGCUCACCAUAACCGAAGAGCAGGACAUCGAGGGGAAGGUGCAGAAGCUUCACGAUGACCAUGGCUUCGAGAUCAUUGAGCUCCAGUUUCUCUACGAUGCCCUUCGGCAAGUGAGAGCCUGCCGGCGCGUCCUCAAGUGGACAUACGUCUACGGCUACUACUUGGAUGACUCUAGCGAAAAGAACCUUUUCGAGUUCUUGCAGAAGGACUUGGAAAAGAACACGGAUUGCUUACACGAGAUGUUGGAGAAGGACUUUGACCGAAUGUUCUUCAACCCGGCAGAAGGACAGCAACUUUCACAGGCAGACGUGCACCAGAAUUUUAAGGUCUUCCGUAGCCAUGCCACAAAUUACACCAAUGUCACACAGAAGUUCAUGGACAAGGCUGCUCGUCGCAUCGCGACCUUCGAUGAGGAGCUUGCGAAGCAGAAGGCGGCCAUGCGCCGUCGGCGCACCGAGGCCUCCGGAGCCACCGCACUCGGCCAUGCGCUCCGGGACGGAGCCGCGCUCCGAGGCCUCUCGGAGGCCACGGCAGAGCAGCGGGCGGCCUGUGAGGCAGCCAUCCAGGCUGCCCGCGAGGAAGGCGGUGCAGGUGCAGCCGCCUGGGAGGACUUGGCACAGGUUUGGGGCAAGCUGCAAGAGGAUGUGGCGGAGGCCACCAAAGAGGCGGAAGCCGAUGCGGAGGAGGCCUGUGGUGACGUCGCUGAGAUCUCACAUCAUCUGGUCUUUCGCGGACUUGCAGCAGCAGCCCGCCGUGCGGCUGCCUUCGAGCGGAAGCUGCAGACUCUGCGCAGGGAAGGAUGCCACCUGCCAACUCGAGAUCCUGAAGCAUCCAGGCAAAGGGGAUCUGAUCGAGUCGCUCAGGAACUCUUGAAGAUCAAGAGCAAAGGUGCUUCCAAGAAAGCGAAAGUGGGAGAGGUGCACCACACCAAGGCGAAAAGCAGAAAGGCAACUCCAGGACUAGACCUGGACACCGGCAGCAUCAGUGAAAAAGUCCUUGCCGCCGGGUCUCGCCUGCCAAAGCAGGGCGCCGAGAGGCAGCUGCGUGCACAUGGCCUGAAGAAGGGCCUUGGCGCGCUCCCAGAGCAGGCUCAACCCAAAGCUCUUAGAGCAAAGGGUGCGGCUGCCCCGACCGAAGAGACUGCAGCUCUCGUGCAUCAUCAUCAGGAUGCACAUGGGAAGCAGACCGACGGUCCAACCUUCGCAGUGACCACCCGCGUCUAUGCAGCAGAGCUUCCCUAUCUCAAGCACUUCCUGAACUACUACUUGCACGACUUGCAGGUCAAGCGGGUGUAUCUUUUCUGCACUGACGAUGCUGAAGAGACCACUAUUCGAAGUGCUGUGCGAGGCUUUGGCUUCCUAGACCAACAGGUGACGUUCGUACGUGGCAAGCGCAACCAAAGCCUGCAGCGGCUGAACUACCAUGCUGUGCAGGAAGACUUCCUCUUGGAUGUGGACUGUGACGAGUUCCUGGUUCCUCCCAAGGGUGGUCUUCGCGGCAUCAUCGAUUCAGACCCACAUGCAGACGCAUUCAACCUCCAGUGGACCUGCUACCCGAGCGACGCGCGCGAGCUUGACUUCGAGCCUAAAGGUAUCCCUUGCACUGGCUAUAAGGGGAUGAUCCGAACGAAGAGCCUGCACGACGAGAACGGACACUACAAGUUCGUGGAGGGCACACCGGUUUGCGGUGGAAGAGGUCAAUCCGGUCCUUGCGUCUUCUCCAAGCAAGUUAUCCCGCUAGCGCAUAUCCAGUACCGUGGCUUCUGGGACAGCGUGCUGAAGGACGUCAGCUCGCCUGCUGGAUCUCAAUGGAUGCUCAAGGGCCAGCCAAAGAGUAUCGCCAUGCAGAAGAUCAGGCAGGGUCAGCCGCCAAAGCGAAUGCAGUCCUUGGCAUUUGAGAUGGUUUGCGUCGAGCGAUUUGGCACGCAGCUCCUGUCUGAACAUGGGCUCAAGGUUCCGAGGCAGAUGAAGUUUUCCAUCGACGGCCUGUUCCAGUCGAAGGCCUUGGCCAAAGCCGGUGUGGAUCGGGUUCUGAAGAUGCAGGCAGAGAAGGGUUAUCGAAGAUACAAGGAGGCCUUGCAGAUGUCCUUCGACAAGCUGCUUUGCGACCCAAAGCAGACCUGCGCCAAUAUCAAGCCGAAUCCCUUGACAAAGCUCCUGGAGAAGAUGUCAGCAUCAAAGCUCCGGGCCUACGAUGGUGCUUGCAAGAAGCCCGAGUCCGGUGGUCAUGAAGUGAAGUUCACGCAGCGGCCGAACGCAGGCAAGCGGAAGAAAGUGGCAAAGGAGCAGGCAAAGGCAGCCCGCCGAGCGGACGCCUUGCUCCAUGUUGGGGCGAAGAAGGAUGUGCAGGAGAAGGAGGCCAAAGUCCAGACCUUCGCAGUGACGACCCGUGUCUACGAAGCGGAGCUUCCUUACCUCCAUCACUUCCUCAAGCACUAUCUGCAUGAUGUGAAGGUCAAGCGGGUGUAUCUAUGGUGCACAGACAAAUCCGAAGAGCCCGCUAUCCGAGCUGCUGUGAGAGGCUUCGGCUUCUCUGACAAUCAGGUCACCUUUGUGGAUGGCGGAUCGCGUGUCCAAAACCUGCAGCGGAUGAACUACCAUGUCGUGAAAGAAGACUACCUGUUGGACGUGGACACUUGGAGUCGGGUGUGUGGGCCAGAGAACAUGAAAGAGACCACAGCUCCCAUGUCCCUUCGUGGCUACCGGGCCACCUUUUGUUCCGACAUGGCAAACUUUCGCGAUGGCAACGCACGAUGGCUAUUCUUCAGAACAGCCUGCAUGGGCUGUUGCUUCAUCUUCCUGAACCGCGCUGUGUUCUUUGACUUGGAGUGUUCUUUCAUAAUGUCCAUAGUUUCCUGUGAAGAUCCAGUCCCACCCUGCCCUGAUGGCUCGGCACAGCUGGGCGAGUCCUGCGUUGCGCAUCCACCUGGCUCCUCGGAGUGGUCCUUCUCCACACACUGCGCAGUGCGAGAAGUGGUUCUGAACUCCGCACGUGAGACGAUGUCCUUACUGGCUGCAGCCGAUGGAUUCGGCAGUGUUUUGGCUCUUUUUUUCCUUGGCCCGAUGGUGGACUCGUUGGGUCGCAAGCCCAUGCUGCUGGUCGCCCUCAUCGGGACCCUGAUUCGGUCCAUAAUGCAGUACGGCUCAUCCAUACUUGUCGGCCGUACAUCUGCGCAAGACUGGAUCAAUGUCGCUGCUGCCUUUGUCGCUUGUGCGCUCAACGUCUUCAAGCCUGCAAUAAUGGCCAUGGCUGCAGAUCUCUCGGAGAGUCAGAUUGACCGUCGGAACUGGGCACUCUCCUGGAUGAAUCAAGCCUUGUUCCUUGCAGGGCCCCUGGGCUUUGGAGGAGGAUUUUGGAUUCUGCAUGCCAGCCUAGAGAGCUACUCCUGGGUCUGGCUCGCAAGCGCUCUCGCAAAUGUGGUCUUGUUCCUGGCGACGCUGCUACUGCUCUCCGAGACCAAUCAUCUCUACGACACCAGGACCAAGAGUCCGCAAGUUGUCGACUUGCAAAUCGUACCUGAUGUCAACACACAAGAGCCGGAAAUUUGCAAGUCCAAGGACGGCCAGCGAAGGAAAGGUUUCAGUUGUGGCGCACUGCGUGACACGGCAGGUUUUGUCCGUGACAUCGGGCGGGUUCCGGUGAUACGGCAAGUCCUGAUUCUCAUAUUCUUGCUGAAAUUGCAAUGGUCGAUGGGACAUCUUGGGCGUUGGCUUCUGAUGACCUACCUGGGCUACUCGCAAGCUGCAGCGUCAAUGGUGGGCUUCACCGGCACUCUCCUUGGUGUUAUAGGCAGUCGCGUGAACGGGCUCCUUGUGCCCCGGAUCGGAUCUUGGAACACCUUGUUAGUGGCGCUACUUCUGUGUAGCAUCGGAAGCAUCUCGGAAGGCGUGUCUGUGCUGCUCGCCAGCCAGAUGAACCCUCUGGUGGUGCCCAGCAUUGUGUUCUGGACAGGGCGAGUGAUGCUGGGACUGGGCCACGGCAUCUACACCCCUCUACUAGAUGCAAUUGCAAGUGUGCACGUGGGUCCUGAGCAACAAGGGCGGCUCUUCUCGGUUCUGAAGCUUGCGGCACUGGUAGGUCGCAUCUUGGGAAUGUCGCUCCUCUUCCGCAACUUCUUCAACAGCUCCUGGACUGGCGGGAUGGCGCCUCUCUCCUGCUUCGUAUGCGCGACAGUUUAUGCACUUGUCAGCUGCUGGGUCUUCAUUCUCCCCCGUUGGCUGCUGGUGUUCGGCACGAAGGCCGACUCUUCCGAAAAGAACUCGACUGAUGCGCUUGAGAUGUGCAUCCUUGACAUACGCAAGAGCACCGUAAUCGAAGUUGAGUACACAAGUGCGUACGACUGCGACGAGUUCCUGGUGCCUCCGCCGGGCGGUCUUUGCGGCGUCGUCGGGUCAGACCCGCACGCAGAUGUCUUCUACAUGCAGUGGACCUGCUACCCCAGCGACGAGCUCAAGCUGAACUUCCAGCCCAAAGGUCUCCCAUGCACCGGCCUCAAGGGAAUGAUCAAGACCAAGAGCAUGCACGACCACAAUGGUCACUUCGAAGUUGUCGGGGGCAUGCCGCAGUGCGGUGGCAGAGGUCCCUGCGUCUUCUCCAAGCACGUCUUGUCUUUGGCGCAUAUCCAGUAUCGUGGCUUUUGGGACAGCGUGCUGAAGGACGUGAGUUCGCCAGCAGGAUCUCAGUGGAUGCUCAAAGGCCAGCCGCGGAGCGUCGCGAUGAAGGAAAUCAGGAACGGUCGGCCUGGAAAGCGCAUGAUGUCCCUGGCCUUCGAGAUGGUCUGCGUAGAGAGAUACGGCACAGAGCUCCUGUCACACGAGAAGCUGAAGGUUCCGAGGCAGAUGAAGUUUGGCAUUGACGCCUCCUACCAAACGAAGGCUUUGGCCAAAGCAGGCUUGGAUCGGGUAAUGAAGAUGCAAGCAGGCAAGGGCUACCAGAGAUACAAGGCAGCGCUGCACAAGUCCUUUGACCGGUUGCUCUGCAAUCCGAAGGCGGCCUGCAUCGAUAUCAAGCCGUACCCGGUGUCGAAGAUGCUGGAGAAGCUGUCGGCCUCGAAGCUCAGCGCCUACAACGGUCACUGCCAGUCGCCCGAGAAAAGCGGCCAUGCAAAGUUCGCACUGGAUGAGCGAAAGACUGCGGGCAUGAAGCAGAGCAAGGUGGAGCCGGAAGAGGAGGCCUCCCUGCUCCAGGUUCAGGUCAAGGACACCCAGGAGGAGAAGGAAGCCAACACCCCGACCUUCGCAGUGACGACCCGCGUCUACGAAGCGGAGCUUCCCUAUCUCAGGCACUUCCUCAGGUACUAUCUGCAUGACGUGAAGGUCAAGCGGGUGUAUCUCUUCUGCACGAAAAAGUCGGAGGAGGUUGCCAUCCGAGCUGCUGUGAGAGGCUUCGGCUUCUCAGACAAUCAGGUGACAUUUGUGGAUAGCAAACGAAGCCAAAAUCUGCAGCGGAUGAACUAUCAUGCAGUAAAAGAAGACUUCUUGCUGGAUGUUGACUGCGACGAGUUCGUGGUGCCUCCCAAGGGCGGUCUUCGCGGCGUCGUCGGGUCAGACCCACAUGCAGACGCCUUCCACAUGCAGUGGACAUGCUACCCCAGUGACGACCUCAAGCUGGGCUUUAAGCCCAGAGGUAUCCCUUGCACAGGCUAUAAGGGAAUGAUCCGGACAAAGAGCAUGCACGACCACAACGGCAAGUACAGCAUCGUGGAGGGCACGCCGACUUGCGGUGGCAAAGGUCGCUGUAUCUUCUCCAAGCACACCCUCCCUUUAGCUCAUAUCCAGUACCGUGGCUUCUGGGACAGCGUGCUGAAGGACGUGAGUUCGCCAGCUGGAUCUCAGUGGAUGCUCAAAGGCCAGCCACGGAGCGUUGCGAUGAAGGAGAUCAGGAAUGGUCAGCCCGGGAAGCGCAUGGCGGCCUUGGCCUUCGAGAUGGUCUGCAUCGAGCGAUUUGGUACGGAGCUCCUGUCUGGCCACAAGCUCAAGGUUCCGAGGAAGAUGCAGUUUGCCAUCGAUGGCUCAUUCCAGACGAAGGCAUUGGCCAAGGCAGGCUUGGAUCGGGUAAUGAGGAUGCAGGCAGACAAGGGCUAUCGCAGAUACAAAGAGGCCUUGCGGAAGUCCUUCGACCGGCUGCUUUGCGACCCGAAGAAGACCUGCAGAGAUAUCAAGCCGAAUCCCGUGUCGAAGAUGCUGGAGACGAUGUCAGUGACGAAGCUCCGGGCCUACAAUGGUCGCUGUCAUAGGCCCGAGACAGCUGGCCACAAAAUUAAGUUUGCCCUCGACGAGAAACGGCAGCUGAUAGAGCAUGUCCCAGAGGACGCAUCGCUGCUGCAAGUGCAGGUGCAGGACGCUGGACAUCAUCGGAAGGCUCACACCUUUGCCGUCACCACUCGUAUCUAUCGAGCAGAACUGCCCUACUUGAAGCCUUUCCUUAGCCACUACAUCGACAAGCUGGCCACAGACCGCAUUUACCUCUUCUGCACGAACCCGAGCGAGCAGAAGCUCAUCGCAAACAAGGUCAAUGCUCUGGGCUACAAGAAGCAGGUCACUUUCCUGGGUGCAGCCGACCCGCAGAAGCUCCAGAAGCUGAACUAUUCCGCAGUCACGGAAGACUGGAUCAUUGAUGUGGAUGUGGAUGAGUUUCUGCGACCGCCGGAGUUCAGCUUGAAGAAGAUAGUGGAAUCCGAGCCGGAGGCGGACAUGUUUGAGUUGCAGUGGCUCUGCUACCCCUGCGACACGACACACGGGGUGGCGAGGCCAUAUCCUUUGCCCUGCGUGGGGCUCAAAGGAAUGGUCAAGAGCAAGGCCUUCAUUCCUGACGCAAGGGGCGUGUACGACGUUCACGGAGGUGUACCGCGCUGCACGCAGCCAUGCAAAGUCGGAAAGAAGAGGUACAACUUGAACCACUAUCAAUACCGUGGCUUCUACGAUGCCUUGUGGCUUGGCUGCCACCGGCUCGUUCAGUAUUGA